Molecule: messenger RNA, 1539 nt
Organism: Sclerotinia borealis F-4128
Lineage: Eukaryota; Fungi; Ascomycota; Leotiomycetes; Helotiales; Sclerotiniaceae
Source: the annotation of a GenBank genome assembly
AUGAGGGCAUCAAACAAUGCAAUCUUUUAUUUCCUUCUUCAAAUAUCCAUUUUCCAAGAUGUAUCGGGUAUUCAAAUCUGGUCGAGUCCUGGUGCUUUACCAACCACGAUUCCUGCAAGUUGUCGAGCAGUUUUGAGCCAGAAUAUCACAUGCAAUCCACAGCUAAUCAACGCAGCAUUUAUUUCUGCUGGGAGAGCAUUAGAUAAUGUCACAGCCACAGAAUACUGCACUCCAACAUGCUACUCAUCAAUAAAGACAUUCAAAACCAAUGUCGACCUUCGAUGCGGUUCCACGAGUUAUGCAAUGUAUGCGAAUAGUACCUUCGAACAAUCUGGAGCACAAAUUGCAGAUCCAUUAGCAUGGGCGUACAAUGUAACUUGUAUCGAGGAUAGCACGGGAUUUUGCUUAGCAGACCUCUAUAAUGGCACGAAAACCGCAUGCUCCGAUUGUUCCUUGAAAUAUGGAGCGGCAAUGUUGAGCUCCGACUAUGGCAGAGUCAAAGUUCAACCAAGCGCGUUUUCAUCACUUCUAUCAUCGUGUGGUACUCCAGCGUCGAGUUAUCCUUAUACAUAUACUUCGACGAGUACAACCUCAACAUCGACCUCAACUGCAACUUCAACAGCAAAUUGCACAGGAACGACGUACACUGUUACUUCUGCAGACACCUGCCAGUCCAUCAGUCAAUCCAACUCAAUUGCUAUUGAUCGAUUGAUCGCACAAAAUGAACUUGAUUACAACUGUACUUCUCUCACUUCAGGUAGUAGCCUAUGUCUUGGAGAAUCUUGUGCCCUCCAGACAAUCACCGCGAAUCAGACUUGUGCGGAUAUUAUUGGAAGAAAUGGCUUCACCACCAUCCAAUUGAUAUCAUGGAACCCAACCAUCCAUUCAAAUUGUGACAAUUUGGAUUCCAUGGUUGGCAGAAGUAUCUGCGUCUCACCUCCCGGAACGACAAACUAUACUACAAGCCAGAUGAACAUUACCACAUCGACCCUAUCCUCAAUGUUUUCUGGCCCAUGGACUACCGGCACAGCAGACAUGAAUCCUCCAAAUAUGACCACAGAAUGGUAUAAUACCCAGACUACUUUUCCGGCGGGCGCGACAGGGACAUAUCUCGCAAACGCAACUUUGUCAAGCCUCGUUGCCGAACGCACUAUCUACUGUCCAAUAACAGAUCAGAACUACACGGAUGGAAUCACCGAGGCAGACUUACCAGACGCAUGCGCUCCCUUGAUAGAACCAUACUGCUGGCCGAAUAUCAGUGCUCCUAUCCCGACAUCGACCAGAUUCCCCGCAGUAUGUACCCCGACACUUGACCCAACUACAACGUCAACUGCAGCAGCUGUUCCGUCACCUACGGAACCUGAAACUGUCGAUACUUGUACCAAGUAUUAUCAGGUCUUGGAUGGGGAUAGUUGCUCUAGUAUUGCCUCCAAUUUUGAUAUUACACUUGAUCAGUUUGAUACUUGGAAUCCUUAUGUUGGAACGGAUUGUGUUAAACUUUUCUUGGGAUACUAUGUAUGCAUUAAGGCAUCUAGUUGA